This is a messenger RNA of Oncorhynchus nerka (sockeye salmon), 3002 nucleotides long. RefSeq names its product leucine rich repeat containing 75Bb (gene lrrc75bb). The transcript has 4 exons. The record is from RefSeq and is a predicted model, not a curated record. Bases 329 to 1483 code for a protein of 384 amino acids. Lineage: Eukaryota; Metazoa; Chordata; Actinopteri; Salmoniformes; Salmonidae.
UAUUACUGCACGAGCUCUGCUGUGGCAGUGCGUGGUUAUUACUGGAAGACGAUGGAAACUAUUUGAAGACGAAUUACGAAUAGAAAGCUAUGCAAUACUGACGGUGUGAUGCUCUAUAUUUAAUAUAAUAGAGAAUAUAGUCAUUUAUCAACCUCUGCUCAUAUCUUGUCCCUUUGUUUUCAUACUGUAAAGAUAAAAGUACAUGCGUGCGUUACUCAAUUUCCAAGUUUAGGCUACUGUGCAACUGUUAUGGCUACAUUCAGCCAAACGUUAAUGAUACAUAGUGUCAAGGAGCCGUUGUUCAAGUGAAACAUUAUUCUGUGAAGUAAUGGGUUCUAAGUUGACCAGGCAGAGUAGUCUGGACCAAAUAGAAACCACAUUUUCCAUGAGGAGACGCCAGCGGCAUGACAGCUCCAGAGAAACCGAGAGGAGUGGAGGCAAGGGUGGCGGGGAGUUCUUGUUUACAUCCCUGAUGGUCAAGUCCGACAAGCUUCCAGGGAUGCUACGAAAGACCAACCACAGCCCCUACGUGAGACGGGUGGCAUGGAUCCGGGAAAUACAGAAGCUUAUCCGAGAAGAGAAACAAGAACAAGCAGUCGAAGUGCUCAAAUUGCUAAGAAAGGACUUGGGACUCCAGGGAACAUCCCUUAAUGAUAUCCUCUAUAAGAAUGCAGCCUUUCUCAACCUGGUGGAUCCAAUCUCCCAUGAGCUCCUGCUCAGCCUGGCCAAAGACAUGCAGUGCCCAAAGAGGGAGAAGGACACCCUGAAGUCGUCCGACAAGAUCUGCAGACAGCUGAUAUUCCACCUGACCCCUCACUCCAAGUGGAUGAGACAGAGCGUGCCCAGGAGGAAGUCGCAGGCCUGUCUUAAAACCACACUGAAGAAGAAACUGACCAACGAUGUGGUCAACCUGUCUGGCAUCCCUCUGUCUGGCCGAGACAUCCACCGGGUGGCCUUCUACCUCCGAAGUAACUGCGACUCUGUGUCGGCCGUGGACCUCAGCUUCACCGAACUGCAGGAUGAGAGCCUGCGCCUGCUGCUACCCUACCUGGGCUCCAUGCCCAAACUCACCACCCUGGCCAUCAACGGCAACCGUCUGACGGUGGGCGUGCUGAAGGACCUGACGGAGAUGGUGAAGAACCCCCUGCAGUUCCCCAGCCUGGCCUGGGUGGACCUGGGCAACAACGUGGACAUCUUCACCGUGCCACAGCCUCUCCUAGUGGCCCUGCGCAGACGCUUCGGCCUCCGGAGUAGCCUGCCCACAAUCUAUGAGUACAGUGAGGUGCAGGCCUAUAGUAGUUAUACCCUGGAGACCUCUAUUGAAGAACACAGCCUGUAUGAAGAGGAGGAGGGGGGAAAGAGGGAGGAGGAGGAAGGAGAAGAGGAUGAGGAUAAGCUGGAGCUGGAGUCGUGGGGUGUUGGGGAGAAGCUUGGGGGGAAGGUUGUAUCCACGAAUGUGGCUCUGCACUACUGUGAGAGGUGAAUGGUCAGAGCCAGCAUUGUGUAUUGACAAAUCUUUGUACCCUACUGUACCCUCACCUUGCCCUGAGUGCUGCCUCCUGUGUCAGCAUGCGUCAUCAUGACAGGAGAAGCUUGGGGUCACCAAUUUCAUAAAACACCCACUAGGAGAAAACACUGUGUUGUCUCUUUGUAUGUUCCGAUUGCAGAGAGCUAAAGACAGUUUCAGGAAAAUGUACAGUUCUUUUGUUGGUACAGACAUUGUUAUCCUAGGAACUGCAGUGACGUUGUUACUGUGUCGUCCUCCAAAUGUCAUUAUUUAUGAGCAAAGGAAUCUUAAACAACAGGAACAAGACAGAUUAGAUUUCACCUGACUGUUUUGGCUUUCUAAUGUCAAGUACUUUUUUUCUUAUGUAUUUGAGGUACUUUCAUGUAGCACAUGCAGACUGGAUCACACAGUGGGAGGGUUUGUUUGCAUAAAUAUGCUGCUGUAUUUUAUUGCACAACACACAACAUUGACUAAACGCUGAUUUCAGAACAGAUGGUUUUAAUUCACCAGAAUCCCGUUCAUCAAAGAAGAGUUUUUAUUUUCCAAGUAGAGCAGCCCCGAUGAGGCUGUGAACCUCUGAGUGAGCCUCAGCCGGCGAGUUCUGGGUCGGGUUGCCCUGGGCUGGGAGCUGGGGAGAGGACACACAGUCUGUCUGUCUGGGAGGGUUUGGGCAGCUGAUGAACUGAUUGCCUCCUCUGUCAGGUCGUGUUAGUGGUGACCAGAGACAGAUGCUGAGGAGAUUAACCAUUUUUCUCAAAGCAAAACGGAAUGAUCUCUCGAGUGCAUCGUCCACCGUUGGUUAUAUGGAAGAUUAUAUUUAUGAAUCGUACCAUAAAUAAAUAAGAUGUGCCCUACUUGUUCAAAUGAAAGGCAAAAAUAUUGAGAUGAUGAAUGAAUUCGUUUUUUCUUUCCUCUGUACUGCUGUUUGCACACAUAAAUGGACAGAAUUGUGAAUAUGAGGAUCAGAAGAAGCAUGUUACAGGUGUCCAUCACCUGUUCUCUUUAGAUGUUCUGUUCAGUGUUUAUUUUGAGCAUUAUUUUGUAUCUUUUUUUUAACUGACAUGACUGUUUACUGCAGCUCAACAAUAGUCUGCAGAGAUAAAGUUUUAAAUAAAUUAUUCAUAGUGUGUUUGUGCACUCAUGUGGUUGUCUAUGUCUGUCUGUGUGCACAGUUGUGUGGGUGUGGAUGUAUGUGUUUGUGAGUGCUCUGGACAUACCUGGUGUCCUCUAGAAACGGUUGUUUACUCGUUCGCACUUUAAAUACAUGUACAAGUCAAUGCCUGUUUAGACUGGCUCUAUCCAGUCACAACUCUCUAAAUGAAUGUCCACUAGAAUGGAUUGAUCUUCAUCCAAACCGCUAGAGUCACUAUGGCUUCCAACAUACUGCAUUUGUCUCUGCUUCCCACCUCAGUCUACUCUACAGUAACAUAUUAUAGAAUACAUGUUAUGACUGUCCUUGCUUACUGUAACAAAAUAAAUACAUGUCACAGUUCCA